Phytophthora sojae is the source of this 2619-nucleotide messenger RNA. RefSeq lists its product as hypothetical. The coding region runs from base 1 to 2619 and encodes 872 amino acids. NCBI's taxonomy places the organism in Eukaryota, Oomycota, Peronosporomycetes, Peronosporales, Peronosporaceae. The record is from RefSeq and is a predicted model, not a curated record. The transcript has 4 exons.
AUGAAGCGCAUUUUCCAGCGGCGGGUGCGCAGCCCCUCGGCGUCGUCUUCGUCCGAGAGCCCGACGCACGCACAUGCGCAGACUUCGCUGCUGUCUCCUAGGCGAGCGGCUUCUGCGUCGGUCAAGGGCUCUGCGGCCAGAAUCGGCCCGGAAUUGACGGAGAAUCGAGCUGCCGCAGUGGCCGUCGGUGGUGACGCUCUGCACGCUCAAGUGGAGGUGUUCGCGACGGCAACGCAGGCCCAAGAGCAACGGCAAGCGCUCAGCUAUCUCCACAAGGCUCUGGUGGCCGACUUCCAGGCCUCGGAGGGCGCUGAGAAGCUGCUGAGCGCGCGAGAUACCAACACUCUCGUCAGUGUGGGCAGCCAGAGACUGCGCAGCUGCUUCAGUCGCGCGCUGGAGCUCUUCAAUGCCGGGAGACUUGACGGCAAUGCUAAUGCCAAGUUCCUAUUGGCUACAGAAAGUGGCGAGAGAGGUCACGUGCUGCAACUGUUGCAGGUGUUGAGGGUCUUGCUCGUGAGAGGAGACAAUGCCCAAGCUCUGCUGCUAGUUAGUGCGAGGAUCCCGUCCACAUUGGUCAAGGUGGUGAAAGCACUGAGCGAUGCAGAAAAGGAAGACGGCGUUGAUGAGCUUGUACAAGUGAUUCUGGAUGUGCUGGCAGUGCUAGUUACGUCGCCCGAUGCGGUGCAGGAGUUAAAUGAGAGUAGCACGCUACACAGGAUUUUUCACUUGGCAUUCCGCGACGAAACACUGCAGCUGAAUGUCGUGAAGGUAGUGGAGGCUUUGGUCCAGGGCCUACAGCAGAGCCGAUGGAGAGCUAUGGUGAAAUUACUCUCCGAGGAGAGGUGUCUUGUCGAUUUGAUCUACCAUGCCAACGGAACGGGUGUAUUAGCCAAGACUUUAUCGGUCACAGCAGUAUCGAUGAAACGGGCUUUUGCGUCUGGACUACUGGAUUUGCACCGAGAGAUGAACGCGGGCCGACAACGACAGAAAAUUAUGAGUACCUUCACGCAGCUGUUCGAGUUUCGACAGCAUGCAAUAUGCGCUGAAGAUACUACUCCGAAUGCUGUUGAAGCCAUCUAUUUACACGACCAAGAGCUGGCGGAUGCUGUGGCAGAUCUAUGCCUGUCAGGGAAUGAGCAUCCUUUACCGCGAAACAAUAUUCACGAAAACAAGGCAUUUAAGCUGGCGACUAUUUCGACGGAGAAGUUGGUUGGGCAGUCUCUGUUUAACUCGGAAGCAUUUGGAUUGCUUUCGGAUAUCAUUGCGUACUUACACCGACCGACAAAGACUGAAGAAGAGCAUCGUUGUAACAAGGAAACCUGCGCCAAGUUGUUGGACGAUCGCGAACGACUUGAGUGCCGUUAUCUUCAAAAGCUUGGUCAAAUUGUCGUGACGAGUCGCUUUGACUACGAAUUCGUGAGUAUCGCAAGCUUUCUUGCGCAGGCUAUCGAAAACAUCGAUGGCUAUUCGGAAAUCGCUCAGCACACUAUCAUGUCAGUUCUCUCGGCGAUAGCUAUCGAAGCCCGAGUUAUCCCGUAUGCUGAGCUCGUUUCAAUGAACGCGUUCAUCCAAAAGGACACGCUUCAAAAGCAUUCUAUCCAUGCAAUACUGGCUUUUAUCGCAAACCUCCUUCGGUUUGAUGAGUCCUAUCACGAAGUGCUAUGCUCUGUCGGCCUCGUGAGUACGCUGGUGGCACUCUUUCUUGAUCAAACAAGCACCGUAUGUUCUGAUGCGGGGUCGACGCAGAUCAGAGUGGAGUAUCCAACAAGUUCUACAAGCACCAGUCAGACUAGUGGCACUCCCGACGAAUCAACUGCUAUCAACGAGCAGGUAAUUAUCUCGAUGCUAGCGUCUCAUUGUCAUCAAAGGGCGCGACGACGCCGACAGUGCGGUAAUGCAAUGCAGCGAGCUGACUACAUUAUUCUCGUCGACAUCAUGAAACUGGUUGCUGACGGUGUUCAAAGUCAUACAGCUACCAGGGACAAACAAUAUUGCGAACGUACACUGUGUGGAUUACCAAUGCUGGAGUGUGUUUGCACGUUGGCUGGAAACACCACUUUUCAACAAGAGGGUGCUUCGCUAUGGAUAUCGAUUAUCGCGCUGUCAUUACGAGUGGAGCACGAUGACGCGGUCCUUCGAAAUGUGGUUAACAGCUUUCUGCAAGCCUUGCGAUACGUAACUCUGGCGGUCUUUCCGGAGGAUGGCGAAGUUACGCUGGCAUUUCCGGGGGAUGUAGCAGUAUUACAAGGAGCUCUCGCAUAUCUUGACGCACUAUUGCGACCCAAAUCAGUCUCUACGACGGCAAAGUCUACUGGAGUUUCCAGUGGGCAAGGUAUUUGCUUUGACAUGACUCCAGUGAGGGAACGCCUUUUGAAAGCUCUGCUCGACUGUGAUGUCCUUAUAUCUCUUUUGGGAAUUAUUUGUGCUGUAACGAAGAAGUGGGAGGUUAGUGCCGAUGGUACAAGUACCUGUGAUACUCUUUCUGCUUCAUUUUCUGCUGUGACGCUGUCACUACAAUCCAUUUUCUCGAUCGUUACGACUAGUUCAGAAGCUGAGCAACGGUUCUGCAGGUACGCACUGUCAAUGCAAUCCAACCACACAUUUUGGUCUCAAGUAUAA